Messenger RNA from Ooceraea biroi (clonal raider ant), 3314 nucleotides. RefSeq names its product spatzle 5 Toll-1 receptor (gene spz5). Gene Ontology annotation, molecular function: growth factor activity; Toll binding. The record is from RefSeq and is a predicted model, not a curated record. Gene Ontology annotation, cellular component: extracellular region. Gene Ontology annotation, biological process: innate immune response; central nervous system formation. NCBI's taxonomy places the organism in Eukaryota, Metazoa, Arthropoda, Insecta, Hymenoptera, Formicidae.
CCGCGUUUGAAUAUCGUGGUUCCGAAUACCGCGCUUCUAGAUAUAUUACUAUUCUCUUCAGCAGCGUUCGCGACAAACAUCCUGCAUUACGACUAUGUUGGUGAGUCACAGACUGGAAAAAAUUUAUGGUGACUUUCGCAUGCGAUUCGUUGAACAAAAAAGUGAUAUAAAUCGCAUUUUUCUUGUAUCGUCUAAAUAAUAUUUGCAUAAAUGUUACGGAGAAGAAACUUUGCAAGAAAUGUAAUAGCAUGAAACACGUACUCUUCGGAAAGGCAAUCGCGGAUAGUAAUCUGUGGAAAAACAUUACGAAACUUGGCCAUCAUAUUGGCAAGCAAUCGAGCGCAAGAAGCUCAUGCAUCUGCAAUCAUUGUGUUCGCGUACGUGUUAAUACGCCUGACGAUUUACGUCUCGCGACUUUUCUGCCCAUGUUUCGCAUCGCGAUCGCGAGUGAAGCGCAGUGAAAUGAAGCGUGAUGAUCGAGGUCCAGUGAAGUGGAACGUAGCGAAGUGCAAGAUUGUAAAAAAACGUUUCUUUCCAACGCAAACUCAUUUGAAUAAUCUUGUGCCGCUACAUGUAAUUUACAUGCGUCGAACUCGUACAGUUGGAGCUCGGCGCGACGUAAUCCCAUGCGCCGAAAAUAAUUUGCUCGUUAAUUUCCGUCGGCCGAACGGCAAGUUUCAUAAUAUAUAUAGCAUUUCUCUUUUUCUUUCCCGAUAGCGCGGCCCGAUAGCGACGCCGCGCCGCCGUAAUCAAGAUGUAUCCGUGUCAUCCGGAGAAAAAACUUAGCUCGCGCUGUCAUAAGGUCGAUGAAUCCCUCGCACACGUAUCCCAGUGAAAGUAUGUGUCCGUCUACCCCACCUUGAGCCCCGCGGAACUCGUGCACGUCGUGGAUCCGAGGAAGGGAUCAACGCGCAGGUAUACUUAUAUCCCACGUUGCUAGGUAGACUCGCGGCGCGUAGAGCCGAAUCGCCCCAGUGUCUGGACCCAUCGUCGACACUUUCGAAUCACACUGGCCAAAAGUGGAGACGUCCGUUAUGGUUGAUGUCGUGGUCGGUGCGACAAAGCCACGACAAAGCGCGUUGCGGUAACUUAACACCCGGAAGAAACGGGAAACGAAUCUCGGAUUUUCUUCACUGAAAAUCCGCGAUUGACCGUGAAUCGAAAUUUCAUUGAUCGCGAAACGAGCUAUCGUUCCUUCCGAGGGCCUGAAGGGUCCUGCUCGUCCGAGUCGAGUUUUAUCGUCAACGACUAAGGUCGUCCUCGAGCCAGCGAUCCUGCUCUGGAUCGCGUAAUCGCUUAUCAGGGGGUGACAUCGCACGGCGAUUGAUCAGCACGCGAUGCCAAUUAAGUGACUUCGCGGCCACCUUCCCGCCGAGACGCCUGCCGUGCUCACCACAGGAGAGAAGGCUCUGUCACGCAGGGGUGAAUCAUAACGGUGUAGAUCGAAAUGGCGAUCGCGUGGCGAUGCCUAAUGCCAAUCUUUUUCCUGAUGGUCACUCGAGGCGAACUCUGCACGGAGUAUGGAUGCCCGGGACGGCCGCAGUACGAGCCCUUCGUCCCUGCGCCACCAGGACAUACCCCCAGCUGUGCGCCACCAGGUCAAACCUUCUGCGAAACGUUGGACCAUUAUCCUCGUCAGCUCAUCAAGUUUCUCGUCGACAAAUGCAGCUUUGACUUUAGCACCACGUUACGAGAUGAAUCCCGCGAAGACUUCAACGCUUACAGUUCUCCGCCGGAUUAUGGUCAAGGCUACGACUAUCCGCGACAAGAUGAUAGUCAAUUGUACCCGCAGCUUCCUCCAGAAAGACAGCCAGCUCCAGUAUAUGGGCCUCCGUCCAACGAUACUCGAUAUCACGGCUACAAGUAUUCUACACCAGCACAGUCGCAGCGCAAUCCUUUUCUUCCGGAAGUGGCUGUGAAGUAUGAUAAUCGGAAUGUCCAGAGACAAGUCGAUCACGUUUACUCGCAAGAGACCUUAAGUACGCUUGGACCGAACCAAUCGUGGUUGACCAACAGAUACUCGCGGAGCGACAAGAUUGCGCCGCGAACUUAUCGCGUGAAUCCAUUGUUGGGAUAUGCGAAACUGAAGGGUGAUCGCGUGAAGAGGCAGUCGAAUCCGGAUGCUAUCGCCCUGUGCCGCACACAGACGCAGUACAUCGCGCCCCGAGCAGCUCUGAACAAUCAGGGCAACUGGAUGUACGUUGUUAAUCUUCCGGGACAGAACGACAAGUACACCCAGCUCGUCAAGAGCGAGAAAUGCUUGAACGACGAGUGCAACGGUAUAUGUUCCAUUCCCGAGGGAUACAGGGGCAGGUGCCAGCAGCAGUUCGUGCAAAAGAGACUAAUCGCGCUCGAAGGAAGCGGAAAUCGACUUUAUACCGACGUGUUUUGGUUUCCACACGGCUGCACGUGUCAGAUCAUACCAGAAUAUUGAGAAAAUAACAAACCGCAUCGUACUAGCGAGCGACUAGGAUUUUAUUGUUUCUACAAAGGGUACUGCAUUAAAUAUGCACAUCCUUUUCUUGUUCACGCCAUUAAAAAUGCGACGCCCGCGCCGUGACGCAGAGCGCGCUUCGUAUCAGCGUCGAAAGCGGAUAUCGAUAAUGUAGCGUUCUAUGAACGAUAUAUGUACAUGUAUCCGAGCAAGAUUCAACGUAUAUUACCAGCGGCGUUAAAGUAGGAGCGGACGAGAGCAUUGUCGGUUUAGCUUGUUUCGCCGCCUCCAUUGCUAAUUGCAAAAAUGCAAAAGUGCAAAUUCCAAGCAUAAAUUUAUUCGAGAAGAUUUUACUAUCAAAACGCUUCGUAAUGAAUUUGGCAAGAGGUCUUUCAACGUGGAUCGGUAUUCAUAACGCACUAACCUAGUGCUAAAUACGUAAGAUACGAAGACAGAUCUUUUAUUUUAUAUGGAAAAUUCAGAUAUUCUUUAUUAUUCACUUUUCAAUAUUUUGCAGCUUACAAUUUAUUCAGAAUUUUAUAAUUACUAUGAAAAUGCGUAAUUUUUCAGCAGAAUCAUGCGAGAAUUAUUAGAGUUCUCGAUAUAGGUGUAAUGUUUCGUUAAUAAUUAUUUCUAGUUUAAAAGCAAGUAAGAGUUUGAUUUGUAUAGGAGUAUCUUUUGAUAAAUGGUUAAAUAAACUGUCAUGAUUCAGUUUUUAUAUAUAUUUUUAUAUACAUACAUACAUAUUAGAAAAGAUGUUGCUCUAAUGAAAAUCAGUAGAAGCCAGAGAGAAUGUCACAUAUUGCACGAGACUUGAAAGCAAAUGCUCUUUUAUGUAUAUACUAUUUGUAUACGAGUAGAUAACAAAAAGACAAUAUAA